UCAGAACCUUGGGAUUUGUUCUUUGUACUACCCUGCAGUAGAAAGCCAGUUACCUCUUCACGGCAGAGCUUCCACUUCUAGUAAGAUCCUUUCCUGGGCCACAAGACACUUCCUGUUCUGAGCCCAUUUCAUAACUAUCAGAGUUUUUAAGACCCGAUCUGGAAAUGCAAACUCAGGGGCCUACCGUCAUCGUGACUCAACCUGGAUUUACUCGUGCGCCCCAGAACUCCAAUUGGCAGACGGGCUUGUGUGAUUGCUUCAGUGACUGCGGAGUCUGUCUCUGUGGCACGUUUUGUUUCAUGUGCCUCGGGUGUCAAGUUGCAGCUGACAUGAAUGAAUGCUGUCUGUGUGGAACAACUGUCGCAAUGAGGACUCUCUACCGAACCCGAUAUGGCAUCCCUGGAUCUAUUUGUGACGACUACAUGGCCACUCUCUGCUGUCCUGUGUGUUCCCUUUGCCAAAUCAAGAGAGACAUCAACAGAAGAAGAGCCAUGAAUGCUUUCUAAAGGAGCUGAUGGUGAAGAGCUCUUACUGAAGCAACUAAAAUCAGCAGACAGCUCUUCAACUUGAGUCCUCCAUCUUUUGCAAGUGAAAUAUGAUGGAUACGUUUAAUUAUGAUGAUGCCACACACAAAAAAAAUCAAACUUUUGAUGUAUUUUACAUAAAUGUUUUCCUUUAGCAUAGUUUCUCCUUGCUCUCACACUAUCAAAUUUUCUGGCUUAUAAAAUUUUUACAUUACAUUUGAAAUAUAAAAAAAAUAAAAGAUUUUGUUAAUAAGA
Sciurus carolinensis (gray squirrel) is the source of this 779-nucleotide messenger RNA. It is a transcript of the gene Plac8, whose product is annotated as placenta associated 8. NCBI's taxonomy places the organism in Eukaryota, Metazoa, Chordata, Mammalia, Rodentia, Sciuridae. The transcript has 5 exons. Bases 165 to 506 code for a protein of 113 amino acids. The record is from RefSeq and is a predicted model, not a curated record. Gene Ontology annotation, biological process: positive regulation of transcription by RNA polymerase II.